Messenger RNA from Mercenaria mercenaria, 955 nucleotides. RefSeq lists its product as uncharacterized. Lineage: Eukaryota; Metazoa; Mollusca; Bivalvia; Venerida; Veneridae. The record is from RefSeq and is a predicted model, not a curated record. Bases 63 to 797 code for a protein of 244 amino acids. The transcript is spliced from 3 exons.
GGGCAUGACAGAGUGACGUCCCUUACAUUUUGGCUUCAUUAGUAACAACUGAGCUGACUGGCAUGCUAAAGGAUGGAAAUGUGGACACUCGUUGCAGUACUUGCAAUAAACAGAUGAAAAUAAUGAAACGAUGUACCCGUUGCAAAUCUGUUAUGUACUGUUCCAGAGAUUGCCAAAUAAAAGACUGGCCUGUGCACCAGUCGGUUUGUGAGCCCAGCAGAAAAAGCGGCUAUCUCAGAAAUGACAACAGUAUUUUUAAUGAUGAAGUUUUACAAGACAACAGGGACAGAGGGUCAGCAACAGCAAGUCAUCCUCCAUUAGUAGAUUUCACAAAGGCAACUAGACACAAAUCAGAACCACGGAUAGACAGCGUGAAAAAGCCAGAAGGAAAGUGUUACCUUUUUGUUAAUGAAUAUUACACCGAUGUUCCAGUUGUGAACCACUCAGAACCAGCAUCUUCCAUCACAGUCAAGUGUAACAAAGAUAAACACAAACUGCUUGUUCAAAACAGUUGGACUGGAGUUGAAGUAUUUAAAUUUUUGUCUUACUCUUUAGAGAUACCAUUAGAAAAGGUGAAGGUCAUACAUAAAGGUAAAGUGUUAAAUCGAGAAACUAUAUGUGAAACGAUAAAAGACAAGGCACUGUAUCAGGUGAUUGGUGAGGUAGCAGAGUCAGAGGAAGGUCUGGAUCAACGAGAUAUUUCUGUGAUGAUGAAACAGUCGGGACUUGACAGACAAGCUGCUGUGCAGGCUUUAAAAAAGAAAGGAGAUCUUCUAGAUGCCCUACUAGAUCAGUGACCACAAUCUGACUUAAGUACUUGACCUUCCUGUGUAUAGCAUUAAUAGGAGUUCUGAUGUUUUUAUUUUGAUUGUUUGUAACCUGUACUUGGCUACAUGCUGUUUUCAUGUUUCCUCUUCUACAGUAUUGAAAUUUUAUUAAAAAACCAUUAUAGUCA